GAGCACCAUGUGAGUGACUAUGUGGAUGUCAGUGUAAAUGCGUGAAUGAAAAACUCAUGUAACUAUUUGUAGGAUUCUUCUGUGACGGAAUUAUCACAGGGAAGCUACGGAGAAGUCAUACUAUCUGAUGCUGCCCUCUGUUGCCAUGGAGAUGGAUGCCAGUCACAUGUUGGAGGCUGCUCUGGAGCAAAUGGAUGACAUCAUCGCAGGUUCAAAGUCGGUAACAGUGGCGUCUUCAGGCAGUAUUUUUGAGUUGACCUCCCCGGGCGACAUUGGUCCACUGCGGGUGCUGAGACUGGCUGAGGACCUGAAAGAAGCCUUGGAACUCCAGUCUAGUCAAGAGGAGAAGGAGGGUCUGAGAGAACAGCUGCCCACACACACCGCAAACACCCUGCUUCACUGGCUGACUAAUGGAGAUGUGAACCUCUGCUCUCCAUCCAACAAUGAAACUUAUCAGGACCGACUGCUGCGCCUAGAGGGAGACAAGGAGUCCCUGGUGCUACAGGUGAGUGUGCUGACAGACCAGGUGGAGGCUCAGGGCGACAAGAUCCGGGAUUUGGAGAGUUCUCUGAAGGUGCACAGACAGAAGCUGACAUCCACUGAAGAGAUGCUGCAACAGGAGCUCAUGAGCAGGACCUCACUGGAGACUCAGAAGUUGGACCUGAUGGAUGAAGUGUCGUACCUCAAACUGAAGCUGGUCAGUAUGGACGAGACCACUGUCAAUGGGACUACAUCACCAACACAGGAGACCGGGAACGCCAAGAACAAUAAGGCUGAGUGUGUGGUGAACCUGAUCAGUGAGCUGCAGGAGCAGAUGUGCAGGUUUCAGGAGGAGAUCAGCUGUAGGAUCCAGGAGAGGCGCGCCCUAGAGGAGCAAGAGGCCGGACAGUGCCCUCCUCACAGGGGACACAGCCUGUCCUUCUCCGAGCCCCGGACAUCCCAGCAGCACAGCGGAGCACACGGCGUUCACGAUUUGCUUCAGGAGGUUAAAAAGCUUAAGAGCAGAGUGGACGAGCUGGAGGCAGAGAAGAGUCAAUAUGAGAGGAAACUCCGGGUCACCAAGCUGUCCAUCUCGUCCUCUCUGCAUGUGUGUUACCAGUCUCUCAUGAGCCAGCUGUCGGGCCUAAAGCUCACUGUGGAGCACACUCAGCUGGAGAGGCAGCACUGGGAGGAGCGCUGGAAGAGUGCUCAGGUGCCCCUUAAUGUCCUCAAACCCACUCCAUUUUUGUCCAUCAAGCUCGUGGCCAUGCUGUUAUUUUGUCCCUGUGUCCACUCCAUAUUCCUUUAUUGUACUUCUUUCCUGGUCUUGAAUCAUUUUAUUUAUUGUUCCACAGCUGAGAUCUCAGACCUGCAACAGCUCGUAGCCUCCAAAGACGCAGAGAUCGAGUGCUUACAGACCCAGCUGUUGACUAGAGGCGGAUCAGCCAAUGACAGCGCCGACAGAGAGGAGGUGUAUAUCAAGCAGCUCAUUAACAAAUAUCAUGAAUACCAGAGACUCAAGGUUGGCAUGGAGACUUUAGCAUCCAAUGAUGAAAAGGAUCGCCGAAUAGAAGAACUCACACUACUGCUCGCCCCAGUAUAGAAAGAUGAGAGAAAUUAUGGGCUAACAUUAGGCAGCAGUGAGGAGGAGCUCAGCUGCAGUCCUAAACUCAGAGCCAUCACACAUAAAGCACACUCAGAUAUCAUCAGGUCAGAGAUGUCCUCUAGAGGAUCUUCACCCCUUAUGCUUUCAUCAUCCCCCUACCAGAGAGACCUGGAAAAUAGCUUUCAGAACUCUAUGGAGGUGUCUCUAAUGUCAGCAGGAGACGCGAGCUUAUUCAAUGGGUCAUGGCCUCAGCGUCGCCUCUUGUCCACCAGCUUAGAAGAAUUGCAAAGUGGAUCCUUUAAGAAGGCCAUAGAGUUCCAGCCUGUUGAGACUGAAACUGAAGUAGUUACUGAGAACACCCACAUGGAGCUAAACAAGUACCAGACGUUACCAGGAAAACUGAGCAAAAAGAAAGAGCAACACAGGACCACAGAGGACGAUGGGGAGUACUUGUCUCCUGUCCAACUAUCUCCUGUCCACAACCACAAUCAGAGCUACACUCCCAGACACUCAGAUAAGUUGGAUGAGUGUUUGCUGUCAGACCAGUCCCCUCUGUCCUCGGGAGUGGACUCAGGACAGCAGUCUCCAGUGUCCCCAGAAAACAGGAAGACCCAUCGGGGCAUCAGGAAAUUGUGGGGGAAGAUCCGACGCAGUCAAUCAGGCAGCCCAGUCCCUGUUCACGACUCAGACAUGGGCGAUUUUAAGAGAGGCGGCUUUAGGGCCACAGCAGGACCACGCUUAGCACGCUCCAGUAACGCACGAGAAUUGAGGGGGCCGUUCUCCAAGUGGACAGUGGAGCAGGUCUGUGAUUGGCUGGAGGACAUCGGACUGGGUCAGUACAGUAGCUCGGCUCGACACUGGGGCUCCAGUGGGCAGACUCUGUUGUCAGCCAGUUCACAGGAAGUUGAAAAGGAACUUGGCAUAAAGAAUCAUCUUCACAGAAAGAAACUGCAGUUAGCCAUCAGGUCAUACAGUGGCAAAAGGCAGGAAAAGUCUUCAGAUCUGGAUUACAUCUGGGUCACACGUUGGCUCGAUGAUAUUGGUCUUCCUCAGUACAAAGAUCAGUUCAAUGAAGCUAGAGUAGAUGGGCACAUGCUGCAGUACCUCACAGUGAAUGACCUUUUAUUCCUGAAAGUGACCAGUCAGCUUUCAACCUCCAGCAUCAAAUGUGCCAUUCAUGUUCUGCACGUCAACAAGUUUAACCCAAACUGCCUCAAGCGCAGGCCCAGCAAUGAGAGCCAAUUCACACCCAGUGAGGUGGUGCAAUGGUCCAAUCACAGGGUCAUGGAGUGGCUCCGGUCAGUGGAUUUAGCAGAGUAUGCACCAAACCUGAGGGGCAGUGGGGUACAUGGAGGCCUCAUUAUGCUGGAGCCCCGUUUUAGCUCAGACACACUGGCCAUGCUGCUGAACAUCCCCCCACAGAAAACCCUGCUGAGACGCCAUCUCAACACUAACUUCAACAGCCUGGUGGGUCCACAGGCUCAGCAGGAGAAGAGGGAGUACACAGAGGCGCCCGGCUACACCCCACUCAGCAUCACGGCUAAAGUCAAGCCAAAAAAGUUGGGCUUCUCAAACUUGGCUCACCUGAGGAGGCGGCGCCAGGAGGAGGCCACAGAUUACGUUUGUCCCGUGGAUUCGUCCUCUGCUCAGUCUUUGUCUAAUGGGACCCAGGUACGGCCAUACACUGGCUUCAGAGGCCUCAGCCCCAUCCUGGACCACGAUGAUCACCCCAGAGACCAGAUGGCGCCUUCUGAGGAAACCAUGUUAGAGAUAGGGACUUCAUCUGAGAACAUCGGCAGCCUCACACAGGGUCCGGGGCCAGAGACCAGGGCCAGACCUCCAACAGGGGGCUUUCCAUCACUCAUCCUGUACAUCAGAGAAACAAGCCUGUGACCUGUGGUCCCUGUCCACCAUACGUGAUGGGAACAUUAGGCAGUAAACAAGACCAGCUGCUCUCCUCUUUCAAAGUUGUACCUUCUAGGACCCCAUCC
Messenger RNA from Periophthalmus magnuspinnatus, 3576 nucleotides. RefSeq names its product PPFIA binding protein 2b (gene ppfibp2b). Lineage: Eukaryota; Metazoa; Chordata; Actinopteri; Gobiiformes; Gobiidae. Gene Ontology annotation, biological process: neuromuscular junction development. Gene Ontology annotation, cellular component: presynaptic active zone. The record is from RefSeq and is a predicted model, not a curated record. Gene Ontology annotation, molecular function: protein binding.